Molecule: messenger RNA, 391 nt
Organism: Pseudophryne corroboree (corroboree frog)
Lineage: Eukaryota; Metazoa; Chordata; Amphibia; Anura; Myobatrachidae
Gene: ROMO1
Product: reactive oxygen species modulator 1
Exons: 3
Coding region: 92-334 (80 amino acids)
Biological process (GO): protein insertion into mitochondrial inner membrane; protein import into mitochondrial matrix
Cellular component (GO): TIM23 mitochondrial import inner membrane translocase complex
Source: RefSeq, a predicted model, not a curated record
AGCCGCACGCCCGAGCCGACAUUGCACAGUACAGGACAGGGUACACUGGGAGCCGGAGUGAGGGCGUGUGAGAUAGCGGGAGGCAGCAGAGAUGCCGGUCGCAGUUGGUGGGCCCUACGGGCAGUCACAGCCCAGAUGUUUUGACAAAGUAAAGAUGGGCUUCAUGAUGGGUUUUACAGUAGGCAUGGCAGCAGGGGCUGUGUUUGGCACAGUCUCCUGUUUAAGAUUUGGAAUGAGAGGACGUGAACUUGUUGGUGGCAUUGGAAAGACCAUGUUGCAAAGUGGUGGAACAUUUGGGACGUUCAUGGCCAUUGGGAUGGGAAUUCGAUGCUGAUCUUCAUUUUAGUUUAUCUAUUCACUAUAAAUCUAUAAAAAUAUUUUGCAGAGUUCA